This is a messenger RNA of Malus domestica (apple), 2610 nucleotides long. The record is from RefSeq and is a predicted model, not a curated record. NCBI's taxonomy places the organism in Eukaryota, Viridiplantae, Streptophyta, Magnoliopsida, Rosales, Rosaceae.
UCGUUAUUUUACCAGCUCCUUCUAAGAAAAGAAGUGAGCGGUGACGGGAGAAAGAAAACACGACUGAAAGGUUCCAACUUGCGACCGAAUCCGAUUGCGAUCGAAUACAACACCUUUCUGAGAGGGAUGGGAAUUGGGUUCUGGUAGGCGGAUUCCUUGUCUCCAAAGAAAAAAAACAAGAAAUCCACCCAUGCACACCACUGUUUGCGUUGCCGUCCGCAGAAUUGGAGAAACAAAAAUACGCAGGGGUCAAUCAGAUCAACGAUUCUAGUUGCAGGGUAGUUUUUAAAAUUUUAAAUAUUUAUUUUAGCUUUUUAUCUUUGGAUCAAUGCAUUGUAAUUACCCUCUCGUCGGAAGCCAUGAAUGUGAUAGGUAGGUGUGAUAUUCUUGGUCAGUCAAUGGCAAAGUCAAUGGCUCCGAUUCGAAGUUUCUCAGGAAGCAGCUUUGCAAUUUGCUUGGGAAGUCAAUGGGGGUAGGUGAAAGUAAAAUUCAGUGGAUUGAAGCAGAAUCAAGAGAGCAUUUUUAUUUGGGUUUUUUCAUACUGCUAUGGUCUUCUCUUGUCUUCAAGUUUUGAUUGAUAUGACUACGAGUUAGUUUUCGGAUUUGUCGGUGUCGGGUUUCGGUUUGAGAGAAGCUGGAAUGGGAGGAGUUGGGGAAAUUUUUGCAGGUGCUGCUGUAGGAGCAUUGUUUAGUGUGCUGUAUGAUGUUGUUAAGGAUGUCAAGGACAAGACUAUGAUGUUUAGAGAGCUCCUCGGAGAUCUCGAUUCCACAUUAGAAGCGUUAAAUCCACUGAUCAAAGACAUAGAGAGAUACAAAAAGGUGUUGGAUCAAUCAAACAAGGAAGUGUUAAAGAUUGUGAGACAAAUAGCGGAUGGGGAAGGGCUGGUUCUCAAGUGCUCCAAGCUCAGCCGGUGGAAAAGCUUCAAAAAGUAUAAAUACGCCAAGCAACUUCUCGAUUUGGAUAAAUGUCUAAACAGGUUGUUGAAGAUACUGAAUGUGGAGGGAAUAAGGAACGGGUUUGAGAACUUGCAUAUUUCGAGGGAGAACUUGGCCGUGUCGAAGGAGGCCUUGGCCGCUGUCCAGAAGAAUGGUUUGGUAGGAAACAAAGAGAAUGUUGUGAUACAAAAGCAAGAAGGAUUUCAUGAUCUGGGUUCAGUUCCUGAACCUCCACGUGUUACAGUUGGAUUGGAUGAGCCUUUGAGGGAUUUGAAGAUCAUGCUUCUUAAGGACGAUGUCUCGAUGCUUGUGUUGACUGCUGCCGGAGGAUGCGGGAAAACCACAUUGGCAAUGAAAUUCUGUCAAGAUGAGGAUGUCAAAGAUAAAUUCAAGGAAAAUAUCUUCUUUGUCACUGUUUCGAAAGACCCCAACUUAGAUGUUGUGCAAGAGCUAUAUCAACGCAUGAAGUCUCAGGAAACAGGACGGAAUCCGCUACUGUUGGUCCUGGAUGAUGUUUGGUUGAAAUCCAAAUCCCUUCUUCAGAAGUUUGAUGAAUUGGAAUUGCCAAAUUACAAGAUCCUGGUGACAUCGAGAUCUGAAUUUCCAGGAUUUGGCACUCCGUAUAAUCUCAAAGCUUUGAAUGAUGAAGAUUCAAUGACUCUUUUGCGUCAUUCAGCAUCCCUGGGAGAUAGCUUGUCUGUUCCAGAAGAUCUUCUGAGAAAGAUACUCAAGCACUGUAAGGGAGUUCCCCUUGCCAUUACAGUGACCGGAAAAUCGCUUCGUGGACAAGCUACAGAAUUCUGGCGUUCUAGACUAACUGAAUGGUCUAAAAGUUCGAUUCUUGAUUCUGAGACUGAGUUGCUUCUACGGCUUCAAAGUAGCAUAGAUGACUUGGAAGAAAAAGAGGCUGUCAUCAAAGAAUGCUUCAUGGACCUUGGCUCAUUUCCCGAGGACCAAAGAAUCCCUGCUGCUGCUUUCAUUGAUAUGUGGAUAGAGCUAUAUAAGCUAGAUGACGACUUUCUCUGCAUUAAGAACCUCCUUGAGCUCACCACCAGAGGUCUCGCAAAUCUUGUCAUCACUAGGAAGGAGAAUAUAGAGAUUGCGGAUGACUACUACAUCGAACACUUUGUUAGUCAACACGAUAUGCUUCGACAGCUGGCUAUCUACAAUGCGAAACUAGACCCAAUAGAAGAUAGAAAAAGACUGAUUGUCGUAAGUGGACACAAUCAACCCAAGUGGUUGACGGAACAGAAGUCCCAACCCAUCAAUGCUCGCCUCUUAUCUAUCUCCUCUGAUGGAAUGUUCUCAGGAGAAUGGCAGAGCGUUCAUGUACCACAAGUUGAGGUUCUAGUUUUGAAUUUUAAGACAGAGAACAAUGCCUUGCCUGAAUUUGUGGAGAAAAUUGGUAACUUGAAGGUUUUAAUAGUCACAAACUAUGGUUUCUUACCUACUGGUUUGAAUAAUUUUGAUCUUCUGGGUUCAUUAUCAAAUCUAAAGAGAAUCAGGUUAGAGCGCAUAUCAGUUCCUUCCAUUACCAAGAACUUCGUACCAUUGAAGAGCCUGAAGAAGAUAUCUUUAUUCAUGUGGCUGGUAAUUCCGAAGAAAGUACUUGGAAGCACGGUAAUUUCGAAACACGUGGCCUGUAGUAAUUCCGUGUCUCGUCUCGCUUCUUGA